AUGGGUGUGGAAGAUUACGAGCCACGUGUCGUCCACCAGCUCUUGGAGUUCGCCUACCGCUACAUGACGGACGUGCUGGGCGAGGCACGCGUUUAUGCCGAGCAUGCGGGGCACGCGACCCUGGAGGUGGACGAUGUGCGGCUGGCCGUGCAGGCCAAGGUCUCUACCUCCUUCUCCCAGCCGCCACCCAGAGAGAUGCUCAUGGAGCUCGCUCGAGCACGCAACGCCGUGCCCAUCCCGCCCAUAGCCGGUUCUGGGCUCUUUGCGCUGCCACCCGAGGCUGAGUGCCUGCUGCAGCCCAACGUGCAGAUUGCUGUUCCCCUGCCCGGCCCUGCCGCUCGUGGAUCGCACAAGAGGCAGCGGGAGGGAGAUACAGGAGGGAAGGCAGGGGGAAGGGGAGGAGGGGGGAAGGGAGGGGACGCUGCAGCAAGAGUAAAGAAGGAGCAAGGGGGAGCGGAGCUACAAGAUGGGAAAGCUGGUGUAGGGGGGGCUAAGCCGACUGUUCCCCUUCCUGCUAAAGCGCUGACGUUCGAGUUCAACCACGUGUUCGGCUAUGAUUCGUCCAAUUUCGAGGUGUACACCGAGUUUUGCAAGGGAGCGGUGGAGAGGGCUGUGGCGGGGUGCAGAGCGGUGGUGCUGGUGUACGGGCAGACAGGCACAGGCAAGACGCACACCAUCAGCGGAAGCAACGUGGAAGCGGGGGUCUUUCACCAUGCCAUGGCGGAUGUUUUUCGGGCAGCACCGAAUGCUGACGUGUCUCGUUACAAUGCCAGCUGUUCGACUGCUGACGUCAGUGCAGCUGAGCGUGAGGUUGUGGGAGCAUUGGAUCUGUCCACGUUGGCAGCAGCAGACACGUCAGCAUCAGCUGGGAAUGCCACGUCAUCAUUCCCGGGCGAGGAGGGUUCUUCAACAGCAAAUCAAUCACCACCAUUGAUGUGCUUCCUAUCGGUGGUGGAGAUUUACAACGAGAGAGCUGUUGACUUGCUGCAGGGAGUAAAACCCAGCUCAGUGCAAUCGAAGGAGAAUGGGAACAGUCGCAGUGACAGCUCUGACAACAGCCUCUCACGCACAGCAGGGAGGAAGCUUAUAACGGAGCAGCAGCUACACUCAGUAGAAGAGGCGGCGGUGGCGUUUGAGCUGGCAGGGCACAGGCGCAAGAAGCAAUACCAGCAGACACGGGGACAGGCUCAGACACAGCAGCAACAGCAGCAGCAGCAUAAGGAGCAGCAAGGGAAGAAUACGCGGAGGCAGCAGCAGCAGGUGGGGGGUUCGAGGCGGGUGGGGCAGAGGGAGGCGAGGAGGAGGGAGACGGAGAGCAUCAACAAGAGCCUGCUCGCGCUCACCUCCGUCCUCACGCACCUCAGCCAGGCUCGGCCGGGCCUCCCGCCGUACCGCCGGUCUCUGCUGACGAGGCUGCUGCAACCGUGCCUGGGAGGCAGGUCCGGUAGUGGCAGCGGGGGAAGCAGCGGUUACUGUGCUGUGCUGUUCUGCAUUGAUCCUCAGGACGUCCACGUCAGCAAGACCACUCUCAGGUAUUCUGCAAUGACGCGGCAAAUCCGCAUGGACUAUCACCCUUCGAUACUGUCACUCUCCGCGCCCAAGCAUGCCCCUCCAGCCGUCCACAAGCCACCCAGGCGCCGGCCAGCAAAGGCCCCUGCUGCUGACGCACGCUCUCACAGGCCCACACCGGCACAAGGGGAGAAACAGAAGAAGGGCUUGCGGACAGGUGCGAACCGGUUGGGUGAAGUGGAAAGGAGGAGAGUAGACCCAAAAGAGGGUGCAGAUGGGAAAGGGAAGGAAGGGGAGGUGGACGAGGAGGAGGAUGAGCAGGGGGAGAAGUUGGUAGUUAAAGAGGAGGUGAGGGUAGUGGUUGAGGAGAGCGAGGAGAAGGGGUUGGAGGAGAGGAGCAAAGAAGGAGGAGGAUUGUGGGGGGAGGAGGGAGGAGGUGCGGCUGAGAUGCUGCUGACAGCAGGAGGUGCCGUAGAAACACUGCUGGCAGCAGGCAUGGACGUUUCUUCUGAGUCCGGCAGCAGCUGUGAUGGGGCUCCAGGCGGGGGGAGUGCUUCUGCAGUGGAGGACCCUCCUGCUGCAGGAAACGUGCUUCAAAGGAAUGGAAGAAUGAAUGAAGCUGUUGGGGUGGUGUGUGAGGAAGAGUCAGCAGGGGAAGCAGUGCUUGAGUGGUACAAUGGCUACGGUGACUAUAGCGAUAAGGAGAACGCUUAUAACGAGUUUGCUCUGACAGCACAGGCACAUCAGGAGCAGAUGGGGCUGGGGCUAAGUGCUGCUGCCACUGGAGCUGCCGCUGCUGCUGCUGCUGCUGCUUUUUACCCAUCUUCCCUUGGUGCCUCCAGCAGCAACGGCAGCAUUGGUGACAGCGGCUCUCUUUCUCCUGACAACAGCAGUUGUUCUCCCGACAGUGGCAGCGGCAAUGUGUCUCCCAAUCCCUCCUCACCUAAUCCCUCCUCGCCCAACCCUUCCUCGCCCAAAUGCUGCUCACCAAAUAGCUGCUCGCCCAAUACCUCGUGUUCCGACCCACUCACACCCAUUGCCCCCAUGGCCACACCCACACAUACGCCCACCACCAUGUCUACCUUCUCAUUCUCAUCCACAUGCUCCUGCAUCGCACUGGACGUGCAAAGCAGAGGGGACGGAGAUGAGGAGAGAGAGGCGGAGGAAGGCCAAGGAGCAUUUGGUGAAGCGGGAAUCUGCUUGAAGCAAGUGAAGAAAGGGGAGAAGUGGAAGAAAAUGGACCUGGGAAGGCAUCAAGUUCUGGAAGGAGAGGAAAUUGUGAAAGGGAAUGUUGGAGGCAGGAAGAAGUUGAAGGAGAGGGCUGUUGUGCUGCAGCGCUGGUUGGCAAUGGCAUGUGUGUGCUUUAGCAGCCAGGAUGGUGGCGCGGUUUGGUAG
This is a messenger RNA of Closterium sp. Naga37s-1, 2904 nucleotides long. NCBI's taxonomy places the organism in Eukaryota, Viridiplantae, Streptophyta, Zygnematophyceae, Desmidiales, Closteriaceae. The record is from the annotation of a GenBank genome assembly.